Molecule: messenger RNA, 1272 nt
Organism: Hydra vulgaris (swiftwater hydra)
Lineage: Eukaryota; Metazoa; Cnidaria; Hydrozoa; Anthoathecata; Hydridae
Source: RefSeq, a predicted model, not a curated record
AUGGAAUCGUUUGAAUGCAUUCUGAUGUCCGCUAUAUGGUUCAAAGUACUUACUGCUAUCAAUUACACCAAUCUUGUUUUGCAAGCACGGAAUGCUACAUUGGAUGUAGAAGUGACCAACAUCAAACGACUAAUUGAUGAAUUAAAAACUCUUCGAUAUAAAUGGGAUUCUUUUAUGGUGGAGAGGAAUAUCAGUAGACGAUAUGAAGCUGCAUAUGAAAUUGACGAAAGUUUUAACUAUCUCUGGAAGUAUAAUCAUUACGAAGAGGAAGAAAUUCGCAGAAGGAGUAAGGAUUUUGUGAAUAAAUACAAGGAUGAUGUUUCCAUGGAGCUGAUUGAUGAGCUUUUGCAUUUGAAAUUUAUCCAUGAUAUGUCUAAAAGUAAAAAAAGGUCAUACUUAGAUAAAGAAACCAUUAGCUACCCACAGUGUGUUAUUUGUUAUAAAGUACUAGGAAAUGACUCUAUGAAACCUUCAAAGCUUGCUAUUCACUUGAAUAAGUGCCAUCCUGAUCUCCAAACAAAAGAUACUGAUUUUUUCAAAAGAAAAUUUGAAUCACUGAAGAGAUGCAAAUUGGAUAAAACUGGGAUUAUUUACCAAACUCAACAGAAUAUAGUAGAAGCAUCCUAUAAGGUUUCAUAUAUAAUAGCACAGAACAAAAAAGCUCACACAUUGGCUGAAGAAGUUAUACUUCCAUGUACAAAAGAAAUCGUUAGAUUAUUAUUUAGAGAAGAAGCUGCAAAGAAGGUAGAUAAUAUAUCUUUAUCAAAUACUACAGUCAAACGAAGGCUAACGGAUAUUUCAUCAAACAUUAAAGAAAAUGUUAUUAAUGAAAUUAAAGAAUCCCCAUAUUUUUCUAUUCAGUUGGAUGAGUCCACAGAUUUUUUCAAUGACAAUCAAUUACAAUGGAAAUAUUUGUUUGGAAUUACUACUGAAGGAGCUCCUGCCAUGAUGGGUUGUAAGUCUGAAUUACAGACUAGGGUGAAAGAGAUUGCUCCAAAUGUAGUUGGUGUACACUGUUUUAUUCAUAGACAGGCUUUGGCAACCAAAACUUUACCAGGUAGUUUGAAAACUGUAUUUAAUCAAUUAAUCAAGUUGGUCAAUUAUAUAAAAUCUUCUGCUUUUAACACUCGCCUUUUUACAAAAUUUUGCUCUGACCUAAAUGCUGAACACAAUAAGUUAUUGUUUUAUACUUCUGUGCGAUGGCUAUCUGCUGGAAAUUUUUUGGAAAGAUUUUUCAUGCUUAGAAAUGAAGUGAAAGAAUUUUUAUGUUAA